UAAUUUAACAUUCUAGUUUACAUCCGUUUAGUUAUAUGGCAGCAAAAUUUAGUACAUUGAUAAGGUCUGCAUAAAAUACGAAAUACAUUUCAAUAAUGCAUUAUGCAAGAAACAAAUCUUAUCGGUGUGACUUUGUUUCCUCCGUGUCUGUGUGCAUCAGAACUCCGUGGGCGGACACGUUCUAGUUAGAUAACUAGAUGACAGGAUUGCUUGCUAAGCGUGUUUGCUAACCACAUUCCUUUUGUAACAGUCCGUUUAAAGGGAUUUGUCUUAUUCUAGCGAUAUUUGAUGAUUCUUUCGUUGAUAGCGUGCACAUUCUGAACUUGUGAAGAGAAACACGAGGGUGCAAUGGAUACUUUUACACAGUUUGCAAACCAGAGCCAAGGAAGGGAUCGCAUUUUCAGGGCAACACAGUAUGCAUGUGCUUUUGUUAAAUAUUUACUGCGGAAUAAGUCCGCAAGAAAAGAACUACUGAAGAAGCUCCAAACUCUAGAGUCCAACAUGAGUUCAGGAAGGAAAUUGUUCCGCCUUGGAAAUACUGUGAGCUCCGUCCAAGCGGCCAGAAGAACAAUGCAACUCUCAGACCCAGUGCUACGCCUUUGCCUUACCGUGGCCAACCUCAACCGGGCCCUCUAUUUCAUCUGCGACAACGUGUUGUGGGCAAGGACCGUCGGGCUCGUUCGUGACCUCGACAAGGAGCGCUGGAGCUUCAACGCCUCUCGUUUGUACUUCCUGUCUUUGGUCAUGAGUCUCACGCGGGAUGCCUAUGUAAUCGCGCAGAUCAUGGUGCAGAAAGCGCGAGACAGGCAGUACCAGCAGAAAGUCCACCAACACCUUAACGAACAACAAGAUGUGGCCUGCGUCAUUAUUCCGGAGCUUGACGCUUUUUUAUUCCUGUUAUACGAGAGCCUCAAAACCCACCCCCAAGUUGUUCUUGACACCUUGAAAAAUGUAUGCGACCUCUUUAUACCAAUGGACCGACUGGGUAUAUACCAGACCAAUGCUGGUGUGGUUGGGUUCUGUGGUCUUGUGUCAUCCCUUUUGGGCAUACUGUCACUCCUGAAGCCUGGUUUGAGAAUUAAACCUUGAUCGCAUGACCAUGCCUGGUGAAGAGACCACUGGGAUUUGUAGUCAAAACACUGGAGUCAAAACAAGCAUAAGACAUUCAGGUCAUAACUAAUAUUUGUCUUUCUCAGGCCUGCUGUAAUACAGUCUCGCAGUAGCUCCAGUGGACUCAACCGAUAGAGAGGGAACCAUGGAAUUAGAUUUAUUUGCAGGACUUUAGUGCUCAGAAGGUAGUGAUAGCUAGCACUGCCAGUCGUAUGCAUCUCACUGACAGGGGAAUAGAAGGUGAAAAGCUUACUGUCUUACUAGAAACAUAAGAAACCGAAAUCCGAUACUGUGAAACUUCAUAUUCAGAGACUGCACUGUAGAACUGGGUUUCCCAAACCCCUUUGUCUAUAUCUCCAUCUGAUGACUCAUUACCUGAAUUAGAUGGUGAGAUUGGUAUGUAUUUUUACACUUUCAACUUACAUGGAAAUGUGGUAAUCUUACAGAUUUCUGUAUAACCUUUUGCCGUUUAGUGCAAUAUACAUAUGUAAUAAUUUUGAUGAUCACAGUAUUACCAAGGACGAGUAAACCAAAACGGGUGAUUUCAUCUGGACCCAGUUUGGGAAACUCAUUCUGAGUGCAGCACAAUGUGUCAGUUACAUACACUGUCAUUAUUUACACUUGGGUUAUUCUGCACAGAUUCUACCUCCAGACAGCAGCAUCUUUUAUUGAUCAGCAAUAUCUUCUACAGUACCAUGGUUUGAACACUAUAACAAAUCAAUGCAACAUUUUUUCUUAUCUGACACAAUGUGUAAGUAGUUCAUCACAUCUUCUAAUGUAUGUCUUCUAAUGUAUUUAUUAUCAUCAGGAUAUUCACCAUUGUGUGGCCCCUGCUCUUGUACUCAAAGCUGUCAAAUUAACCUGUGAAACAGUGAUGCAGUAAUGUAGAUGUGCACUACUCAAAGUAAUAAACACCUACAGUAUGCAAGUGAACUGCACAAAAAUC
This is a messenger RNA of Conger conger (European conger), 2056 nucleotides long. RefSeq names its product peroxisomal biogenesis factor 11 alpha (gene pex11a). The record is from RefSeq and is a predicted model, not a curated record. Bases 349 to 1089 code for a protein of 246 amino acids. The transcript is spliced from 3 exons. NCBI's taxonomy places the organism in Eukaryota, Metazoa, Chordata, Actinopteri, Anguilliformes, Congridae. Gene Ontology annotation, biological process: regulation of peroxisome size; peroxisome fission. Gene Ontology annotation, cellular component: peroxisomal membrane.